Aspergillus viridinutans is the source of this 11619-nucleotide messenger RNA. Its product is annotated as histone acetyltransferase TRA1. Gene Ontology annotation, molecular function: transcription coregulator activity; protein binding. Gene Ontology annotation, cellular component: SAGA complex; NuA4 histone acetyltransferase complex; nucleus. Bases 1 to 11619 code for a protein of 3872 amino acids. The transcript has 4 exons. The record is from RefSeq and is a predicted model, not a curated record. Lineage: Eukaryota; Fungi; Ascomycota; Eurotiomycetes; Eurotiales; Aspergillaceae. Gene Ontology annotation, biological process: DNA repair; regulation of DNA-templated transcription.
AUGGAGCGAAGCAUUGAUAUCUACGCCAGCAAGCUGGGCGACGAUAAGCUUGAUAUUAAAAUCAGAGCCAACGUCGCGGUCGAGCUACGAGACAACAUUGAGCCGUUGUGCUCUGGUGCAAGCUAUCCAAUUUUCCUUUCCAAGCUAUGGCCAGUUUUCAAGAAUAUUCUGAAGGGCGAGCCGGUGUUCACAAACUUGUCAUUCGAACAGAAAUUACGGAAUUGCGUCCUCGAAACCUUACACCGACUGCCAAUGGCUUCUCCCGAUGUCGAACCCUACGCUGCGGAUAUGGUUGACCUGCUUAUGGAUCUUGUGCGCAUCGAGAAUGAGGAGAACGCGGUUCUCUGCAUGAAGACGAUCAUGGAUCUGGAGCGGAACCAAGCAACUGCGACAGCUGCCCGGGUACAGCCCUUCCUGGAGCUCAUCCAAGAGAUGUUUCAGACGAUGGAACAGGUUGUCCGUGAUACAUUCGAUGCACCAAGCCAGGCUACACCGUCCGGAAUGCCGUCAACCCCGAGUGCUUCAGUACAGACCUUCCAGUCCCCUCGGCCCAGUUCGCCUGCCACGUCGGUGUCAGAUCUCGGACCAGAUCAGCAAUCCAGCAAUGUCCUGCUCAAGGGUAUGCAGUCAUUCAAGGUCUUGGCGGAGUGCCCAAUCAUAGUCGUGUCCAUCUUCCAGACCCAUCGGAAUUCGGUCUCGGCCAAUGUGAAGCUGUUCGUGCCUUUAAUAAAGAGCAUUCUUCUCCUUCAAGCCAAGCCGCAGGAGCGGGCGCAUGCGGAGGCAGCAGCACAAGGGACAAUCUUUACAGGCGUAUGCAGGGAAAUCAAAAAUCGUGCUGCCUUUGGCGAAUUCAUCACAGCACAAGUGAAGACAAUGAGCUUUCUCGCGUACCUGCUCCGUAUGUAUGCGCACCAGCUCCAAGAUUUUCUCCCUACACUUCCUUCCGUUGUGGUUCGACUCCUCCAAGAUUGCCCCAGGGAGAAAUCCAGCGCCAGGAAAGAGCUUCUUGUGGCCAUCCGGCAUAUUAUCAAUUUUAAUUACCGGAAGAUCUUCCUGGAGAAGAUUGACGAACUUCUCGACGAGAGAACCCUCAUCGGCGAUGGAUUAACUGUGUACGAGACGAUGCGGCCACUCGCCUACAGCAUGCUUGCAGAUCUUAUUCACCAUGUACGAGAUCACCUCACUCGCGAUCAAAUUCGGCGGACAGUCGAAGUGUACACAAAGAAUCUUCACGACGAUUUCCCGGGAACAAGCUUUCAAACCAUGAGUGCUAAGUUGCUUUUGAACAUGGCCGAAAGGAUUGCAAAGCUAGACGAUAAGCGUGAGGCCCGUUAUUUCCUGAUCAUGAUCUUAGAUGCUAUUGGUGAUAAAUUUGCUUGGAUUAAUCAUCAAUUUGAUAAUGCCGUCAAGGUGUCCAAGGCGUACAAGGCAGGCAAGAAAGAUAUUGAGCCUUCUUCCGAAAGAUAUCUCGCGGACAAGGAAAACCCUCCAGAUUGGGAUGAGAUCGAUAUAUUCUCGGCGUCGCCCAUCAAGACCUCGAACCCUCGCGAUCGCGGAGGAGACCCUGUCUCGGACAACAUCUUCCUGUUCAAGAACCUCAUCAACGGACUGAAGAACAUCUUUCAUCAGCUCAAGAACUGCAACCCAGAACAUAUUCAGAUCGACCCCAACAACGUGCCGAUCAAUUGGCCUGAAGUCUCUUACGGCUAUAAUGCAGAGGAAGUACGGGUUAUCAAGAAGCUGUUCCAUGAGGGAGCGCGUGUCUUCAAAUAUUAUGGCGUCGAUCAGCCUGCGCCAGAAGUGACAUAUAGUUCGCCCUUCGAUUUCCUUGCCAGUCAGUAUACGGCGCCUAUGUCGCGGGAAGAGAAAGAGCUUUUGGAGAGCUUUGGGACUGUCUUCCACUGCAUUGAUACGGCUACUUUCCAUGAGGUGUUUCACUCCGAGAUCCCUUACCUUCAUGAGCUUAUGUUUGAGCAUGGGGCUUUACUUCACCUGCCUCAAUUCUUCCUCGCCAGCGAAGCCACUUCUCCUGCAUUCUCCGGGAUGGUGCUCCAGUACCUCAUGGAUCGUAUCCAUGAAGUGGGAACCGCUGACAUGACCAAAGCGAAAAUUCUCCUCAGGAUGUUCAAGCUUUCUUUCAUGGCCGUGACCCUCUUCUCCGUCCAAAAUGAGCAGGUACUGCAUCCUCAUGUAACCAAGAUCGUCACGAAAUGUAUCGAGCUAUCAGUCACCGCUGAAGAACCCAUGAACUAUUUCCUCCUCCUGCGGUCACUCUUUCGCAGUAUUGGCGGGGGCCGAUUCGAAUUGUUGUACAAGGAAAUCCUUCCAUUACUGGAGAUGCUCCUUGAGACAUUCAACAAUUUAUUGCUUGCUGCUCGAAAGCCGCAAGAGCGUGAUCUCUAUGUCGAACUGACGCUCACUGUGCCCGCGCGUUUGUCCCAUCUUCUGCCUCACCUGAGCUACCUCAUGCGCCCCAUCGUUGUAGCAUUGCGUGCAGACUCAGAUCUUGUAGGGCAGGGCCUGCGAACCCUUGAGCUUUGCGUUGACAAUCUCACGGCUGACUACCUGGACCCCAUCAUGGCUCCCAUUAUGGACGAAUUGAUGACUGCUCUAUGGGAUCAUCUGCGACCGCAUCCCUACAAUCAUUUCCACGCUCAUACAACCAUGCGAAUUCUGGGCAAAUUAGGUGGCCGUAACAGGAAAUUUUUGAACCAUCCGCCUGAGCUUACAUUCGAGCAAUUUUCUGAUGAUUCACCAAGCUUCGAUAUCAAGCUCAUUGGGCCCAGUGAGAAACGGCCGUUCCCCAGCGGAAUUGGGGUGGACCUAGCAAUCAGGAAGUUAAUGGAGGUUCCCAAGACGGCCGCCGCGAAGGCCUCUGAUGGCUACUAUAAGCAACAGGCAUUCCGCAUGCUCUCAUCCCAAUUGAAACUCUACAUUGGUCAUGAGAAUCUCCCGGAAGAUCUAGCUGCUCUUUUGCGUUUGCACGCCAAUGACCUCUUCGAGGGCAAAACCACAGCCAUGGCCGACAUCCUGGACAAGUCUGAGAGGUCUAGUUCAAUUGCGAAGAAGUUGGCGCAGGAGGGCACUCUGAAGCAGCUCCUGAAAGCUUGCAUUUUCGCCACAACCCUUCCAGACAUCGAACAGAGCGCAGCUGCCUUCGUGGCUGAAGUCUGCAAGCAUUUUGCAGUUGUCGAAGUCGGAAGGGCCCUAGCGCUAGCCAGACAUAACCGGAAGCCCUUUGAUGUCCAUAGUGGAGAAGGUCCCGUUUAUUUAGACUCGCGGAUUCUCGCUGAAGCAAUCGUCGAAAGCCUCUCAUCUGAUAACCUUCGUGUCCGCGAUGGCGCUCAGGCGGCAAUGCAGGUCAUGAAGGACGCCGCGGGGAUUAUUUUUGGAGCACCUGAGCGAGUUGCGAAACUGCCAUUCUUCCAGCACCUGGGCCGUGUCUUUUGCCAUAGUUGUCAUAGCGAGGAAUGGUUCACCAAGGCGGGAGGCAGCCUGGGUAUUCACCUCUUCGCAACCAAACUUGAUCUUGGGGAUUCUUGGCUCUUUGAUAAACAGUUUGAAUUCGCUCGAGCACUGAUGUACGUUAUCAAGGAUACGCCCGCUGAUCUACCGGCUAGCACUCGAGUCAGUGCGGGUGACACCCUGGACUUGAUUCUCAGACGAUGCUGCAAGAAUGUGUCCAAGGAUGACAUGAAGAACGAGAAGAGUCGUCUUUGGUCCCUUUGCGGUUUCUUUGUCUAUGAGCUUUCGCAUAUGAACAAGCAUGUCCGUGAGGCUUCGCGAAGGAGCUUUUCCACAAUUGCCGAGGUGCUUGGUUGUCAAGUACACGAGCUCAUUUUCCCCGUCAAAGACCGGCUUCUGCAGUCGAUUUUUAACAAGCCUCUGCGGGCAUUGCCUUUCCCCACUCAGAUCGGCUUCAUUGAUGCCAUAACCUUUUGCCUAAGCCUCCACAACAACAUUGUCACCUUCAAUGAGCCAUUGAAUCGAUUGAUGCUAGAGUCCCUUGCCCUUGCAGAUGCUGACGAUGAGUCUCUCGCAACCAAGCCGAAUGAGUUCAAGAAUGCCGAAAUGAUUGUCAAUCUCCGUGUGGCCUGCCUGCGUCUAUUGUCGAUGGCAAUGAGCUUUCCAGAAUUCGCAAAUACACCGCAGAACACCAGCCGUGCGCGCAUUAUCUCCGUCUUCUUCAAGUCCCUUUAUUCUCGAUCACACGAUGCCAUCGAGGCGGCCAACGCAGGUCUCAGGGAUGUUCUCACGCAGACGAACAAGCUGCCCAAGGAUCUACUUCAGAAUGGCCUUCGCCCAAUUCUCAUGAACCUGCAGGAUCCCAAACGCCUUAGUGUGGCAGGACUGGAUGGCCUUGCUCGCCUCCUUACCCUGUUGACAAACUACUUCAAGGUCGAGAUUGGUGCCCGGCUGUUGGAUCACAUGAAGGUAAUAGCGGAUGAUGCGGUGUUGCAAAAGGUAUCGUUUAGCCUUGUCGAGCAGAAUCAGACAAUUAAGAUUGUCACUGCGAUCUUCAACAUAUUCCACCUUCUUCCUCCAGCCGCCACAUCAUUUAUGGAGCACCUUGUGAAUAAAGUGUUGGAACUGGAAGAGAAGCUUCGCCGAACAUCUAACAGUCCAUUCCGGAAACCGCUUGUCAAGUAUCUCAAUCGCUAUCCCAAGGAGAGUCUGGCGUUUUUCCAAGCUCGCUUUAAAGAGGAGCGCUUCGGACGAUUCUUUGGCCAGAUCCUCGCGGACCCGGACAGCGAGGCAUUGCGUGCUGCAGUCGUAGCAGACACCGAGGGCUUCAAGUCAGCUGUUUUUGGACAAGACUCAGCCGAUGGCAGGAAUACUGCUGCCAUUAACGGUAUCUAUGUUGCGCAUUCUGUCUGCUCGUACCAGGCCACCAAGCGCUGGCUGGUCUCGCACGCUGAUCUUAAGACCAUGCUGCUCAAUGCUGGACGAGAUCUUGAGAAAAAGCUGCGCAAUGAUCGGCUUCCGGCAAACGAACGUCUGAGGGUGGAGCAAGCGGAGGACCAGUUGAUGGAUAUAUUCACCAUUUACCUGUCCGAGUCGGUGCAGGACCUGGAUUUCCUCUUUGACCUGAUAGACGGUUUAUCGGCAGAAGAACUGAAGCGUACGCUGGCAUUCCCCAAGUUCAUCUACCGCCACAUCAUAACAAACGAAUCGAUCGACUACCGGCGGUCAGUAAUCAUGCGCUGUCUCGACCUUUACGGCCAACGCACUUGCUCGCAGAAGAUGAAGACGUACGCCUUCCACAAUCUGGUCAACCCAAUACUCGCCAUGGACGUCCAAACAACAUGGAAUAGCCCUUCUAACAGCCCGAAGCUGAUGGAUAAGAGCAUGACCGAAUCUAUUCAGAGCCGUCUCUGGAGGCCCCAGUUAACCGAUUUGAGCGAGGAGUCUACUCAAGCUGGCGUGGACCAUUCGCGCAUGGAAUUACUCCAGCUGUCAGCUUUGUUGAUCAAAUACCAUCAUCAGACCGUCCAAGACUCUCGCAAGGACAUCAUUAAGUUUGCUUGGAAUUAUAUUCGGCUUGAAGAUAUAAUCAACAAGUAUGGGGCCUAUGUUCUCAUCAGUUACUUCAUUGCCCACUAUGAGACACCUUUCAAGAUCGUGGUCCAGGUCUACGUCGCUUUGUUGCGAGCACAUCAAAACGAGGGCAAAGCCCUUGUCACCCAGGCUCUUGACGUUCUGGCGCCCGUUUUGCCUUCGAGGAUAAUGUCUGCAACGAGCAAUGCUCAGGCGCCUGACACACGGUAUCCGUUGUGGGCGAAGUGGCCUCGACGCAUCUUAGCGGAAGAGACUGCGAAUCUGCAACAAGUCAUGAGCAUUUUUCAAUUCCUUGUGCGGCAUCCCGACCUCUUCUAUGAAUCCAGAGAGCAUUUCGUUCCACUUAUCGUUCCCUCUUUGAUCAAAAUUGCGGCACCUCCGAAUUCGAAUAAUGAAAGCAAGAAGCUCGCUCUGAAUCUAAUCGGUCUGAUUUGGCACUGGGAAGAGAAGAGGGUUACUAGCAGCCGUACCGCUAUGACCAAUGGCAUCUUGGAGUCGCCAAAUGCAAGGAAGCGCAAACUUGAAGAUACACAAGACACAUCUUCACCCUCUGCAGCUCUUGCUCCUCCUAGUUCUCACGAGCGCACUGAGUACAUCAUACCUUCAGACCUACGAGCUACAAUGACGAAGUACCUGAUUACAUUCAUUACAACCGUGCCCGAGAGGUUCCCCGUUCCAGCUGCUCGCUUCCGCGAGCUACCUUCGUCAAAACCACAGCAACAGCAGCCGGCCAUCCUGACUGGCGACAUGGUCAAGAAAGCUGUAUUCCUACUGAGGAACCUCCUCUCUCCUGAGUACUGGGGCGAUCUUGAUAUUGAGUUGUAUCAGAAGAUUACCGAACCGAUCCUUGCCGGGGAAAAGGCGGACAAGCCAGACGAAAAGCACAUCACCAGCAUGAUUAAUGCUUUGCAAGUCGUGCGUGUGCUUCUCGCAGUUAAGCCUGAUGAAUGGAUCACUGCUCGUCUUCCGCUCGCUCAAAAAUUGUUCGAGAAGCCCUUGCGCUCAGACAAUCUGGAAAUUCAGGAUUCACUUCACGGCGUAGAGGAUAACAUGGAUAUCUCUCCCAAACUGCCGCCCCCAAUACGACGCGUUCUUGAUGCUCUGCCAGAAGAUCAACCGGAGGAGGAAGAUGCUAUGGAUGUUGAGAACUCGCCCUCUGAAUUUGUCACCUACCUGUCGGCCAUUGCGACAGAGACUCUUUCGGCUAACAACUACAUUUCAAGCCUCAAUAUCCUCUGGACUCUUUCAAAGAACAAACCGGCUGAGAUGGACGCCCAUAUUGUCCCAGUUAUGAAGGCCUUCUCUCAGAAAUUGGCGAAAGACCACGUUGCAGCAUCGACGAACAACCAGCAAGCACAAUAUCCACCUGGAGCCGCCAAACCUGCAGAGAAUGUGCCGGAUCAACAGGAAUAUGAAAUCGGUGUUGACCUGAUUGUUAAGACAAUCGAGCUGAUCUCUGUGCGCAUGUCUCACCUCGGUGAGCAAAGACGCCCUUUCCUGAGUGUACUUGCACAGUUGGUGGAAAGGUCACAGAAUGAGGCCCUUUGCACCAAAGUACUGAAUAUGGUUGAGACCUGGAUUUUCUAUUCAACGGAAUCUUGGCCGACCUUGAAGGAGAAGACUGCUGUCUUACACAAGAUGCUACUUUUUGAGACUCGAUCGGACCAGAAAAUGCUGAAGAAGUUCUUGGAUUUGGUGAUUAGGAUCUACGAAGAUUCUAAGAUAACACGCACUGAGCUCACAGUUAGGCUGGAGCACGCAUUCUUAAUUGGCACUAGAGCGCAGGAUGUUGAAAUGCGUAAUCGGUUCAUGAACAUCUUCGAUCGGAGUUUGACUCGACUAGCUAGCUCCCGGCUAAGCUAUGUCCUUACCUGCCAGAAUUGGGACACUCUCGCGGACUCUUUCUGGCUCGCCCAAGCCUCCCAUCUCAUACUGGGAUGUGUCGACAUGGCAGCACCUGCUAGACUUCACCCUGACGAUUUCACCGUCUAUCCUCUGUCUUUCCUUCUGAGCAAUGCUGAAAAAGACGCAAGGAAGACUGAUGUCAUGGUCGAUGCUCAGCUGGAGGCUUUUAUCUCCGAUCGUAAGCGAUUCAUAGCCGAUAUCGGCGACGUGAGAACUCGAGAUUUGAUGGAGCCGCUCUGCCAACUCCAGCAUACGGACCCAAACGUCUCUUACAGUCUGUGGACCACGUUGUUUCCGAUUUUCUGGUCCACACUGUCCAGGGAGGACCGUAUCGACUUGGAGAAGGGCAUGGUGACACUCAUCACGCGCGAAUACCAUCAAAGACAGCUGGACAAGAGGCCAAAUGUUGUGCAAGCUCUGCUUGAAGGCGCCGUCAGGUCCAAGCCCCGAUUCAAAGUCCCUCCUCACGUGAUGAAGUACCUCAGUCGCACCUAUGACGCGUGGUACACGGCUGCCAGCUACCUGGAGGAAACCGCAAUCAGUCCAAUCAUUGAUACCCCGACAGUACGUGAGAGUAACCUGGAUGCGUUGGUGGGGGUAUAUGCUGGUCUACAAGAAGAUGACUUCUUCUAUGGUACCUGGCGGCGUCGAUGCAAGUUCGUUGAAACCAACGCUGCCCUCUCUUAUGAACAGCAAGGAAUGUGGGAUAAGGCCCAGCAGCUUUACGAAAAUGCUCAGAUCAAGGCACGGUCCGGUGCAAUGCCAUUUUCGCAAGGCGAAUACUACCUGUGGGAAGAUCACUGGUUGAUCUGCGCCCAGAAAUUGCAGCAGUGGGAGAUUUUGAGUGACUUUGCCAAGCACGAGAAUCUUAAUGAUCUUCUCUUGGAGGCUGCCUGGAGGAACAUUGAGAACUGGCAAAGCGAAGGCAAUAGGGAGCAGAUCGAAUCGCUCAUCAAAUCUGUUUCCGAUGCGCCCACGCCCAGGCGGACUUUCUUCCAAGCUUUCAUGUCGCUCUUGCAGUUCCAUCUCAAGAAAGAGAAUUUGCAAGAUUUCAACGGCGUGUGUGAUGAGUCGAUCCAGUUAUCCAUUCGCAAAUGGCUCCAGCUGCCGAAGAAUAUUACAAAUGCCCAUAUUCCGAUAUUGCAGCAUUUCCAACUUCUUGUUGAGCUUCAUGAUGCCAGCCAUAUCUGUGCAAGCUUGUCCCAAACCAAUGAAAGAAACCUGGAUACCAAGUCCGCUGAGUUGAAGCUGCUGCUUGGAACGUGGCGAGACCGUCUUCCCAAUCUCUGGGAUGAUAUUAACGCUUGGCAGGAUCUUGUCACCUGGCGCCAGCAUAUCUUCCAGCUCAUCAACGCGACGUACCUAAGUCUGCUACCCCCACAGACGAACAACGUGGCUAGCAAUUCCUACGCCUAUCGUGGCUACCACGAGACAGCAUGGAUCAUCAACAGGUUCGCCCAUGUUGCUCGAAAGCACCAAAUGCCCGAAGUCUGUAUCAACCAGCUCAGCCGGAUUUACACCCUACCGAACAUUGAAAUUCAAGAGGCUUUCUUGAAGUUACGGGAACAGGCAAAAUGCCAUUAUCAGAACCCCAAGGAACUCAACAGUGGAUUGGAUGUAAUCAACAACACAAAUCUCAACUACUUCGGCGCACAGCAGAAGGCAGAGUUCUACACCCUCAAAGGCAUGUUCCUGGCCAAGCUCAACCAUGUCAAUGAGGCCAACGAGGCAUUUGGGGUCGCUUUGUACUACGACUUGAGACUCGCAAAGGCCUGGUCUGAAUGGGGCCAGUACAGUGAUCAACGCUUCAAGGCCGAUCCAUCGGACUAUGAACUGGCCAGCAAUGCGGUUAGUUGUUACCUUGAGGCUGCCGGCCUUUACAAGAAUGCGAAGUCUAGAAAGCUUCUCAGCCGUAUUCUCUGGCUUCUCAGCUUGGACAACGAAGAGGGACGAAUUGCCGGAGCCUUCGAGAACUUCAAGGGAGACACACCUGUUUGGUACUGGAUUACCUUCAUACCGCAGCUUCUUACGAGCCUGUCGCACCGCGAAGCACGCCUUUGCAAGGCCGUCUUGGUGAAGAUAGCGAAAUUGUACCCUCAGGCGCUCUUCUUCCUCCUCCGUACGAACCGGGAGGACAUGCUCAGUAUCAAGAAACAGCAUGAGCAGAAGCAGGAGAAGUUGAAUCGUGCUAGGCAGCAGCAGGCGUCGCCCCACCCCAAGCCUUCUCCGGCGACGGCCGACAGUUCUCCUGCACAGGGUAGUAAACCUGCUAUUCCAAAUGCUCCUGCUCAGGGUCAGGUUAGCCAACCAUCUCAAGGUCAAGCCCAAGGCCAGAGUCCAGGUCAGGGUCAGAUCAAGUCCCAGCAAUCACCCGCUCAAGGCCAAGCUCAGCCCCAGGGACAAGCUCAACCCUCCGGUGCAACUCCUGGACAACCCCAAGGUUCAGGGCAAGGACAAAUGCAGCAACCUCAGAAUCAACAACAGGCUAAUUUGCAAGUCCCUGGGCAGAACGGGGUGCAGCAGCAGACCCAGACUGCUGCAGCAGAGCCAGAAAAGGAGCCUCUUAAGAAACCCUGGGAGUAUUCGGACGAAAUCAUGUCCGGUCUCAAGACUGCCUUCCCGUUGCUUGCACUGUCAAUGGAGACGAUGGUCGACCAGAUUCACAAGAACUUCAAGUGCCCCCCUGACGAGGACGCCUAUCGUCUCAUUGUCGCCCUGCUUAACGAUGGCUUGGCCUACGUGGGUCGCAUGCCCGGUUCAUACGCCCAAGACUUUAAACUACCUGCCGCCACCGAGGCCAAUAUCACUCGCUUCGCGGAAACGAUUCUCCCUGCACAUAUUCGCAAGUCUUUUGAAGCCGAUUUCGUCGUCAAGAAGCCAACCAUGUACGAAUACAUCCAGAAGCUGCGUCGCUGGCGUGACAAGUUCGAGGAGAAGCUGGAUCGCCGCGGCCAGUACCAAUUUUUGGAAACCUAUUCGCCGCAUCUGAGCGAGUUCCGCUUCCUGAAAUUUGAUGAAGUCGAGGUGCCGGGACAAUAUCUGCUGCACAAGGACAAGAACCAGGAUUUCGUGCGCAUCGACAGGUUCCUGCCAGAUAUUGACCUUGUCCGGGGUAUUGGUGUUUGCCAUCGUCGGCUCAAGAUUCGUGGCCAUGACGGUAGCGUGCAUCCGUUCGCUGUUCAACAUCCCGCAGCUCGCCACUGUAGACGAGAAGAGCGCAUCCUGCAGCUCUUCCGUAUCUUCAACGGGCUUCUUGGCAAACGCAAGGAAAGCCGGCGCCGUAACCUUUAUUUCCAUCUCCCGCUCAUGGUUCCCCUCGCGCCGCACAUUCGCUUGGUGCGCGAUGAUCCUUCAUACAUUUCUAUGCAGGGCAUAUUCGAGGACUAUUGCCGCCGAGUGGGAACCAGCAAGGAUGAACCUGUUCUGUUUACUAUGGAGAAAAUGCGGUCAUUGGCAGAGACGAAGCAAAAUCGGACCCCUGACCAGCAACAGGUUCUUCGGACCGAGAUUCUCACGGCCAUUCAGGAGAAGUGGGUGCCCAGUACGAUUGUGAAGGACUACUUCCAGAAGACGUAUCCCAACUUUGCAAAUUUCUGGCUCUUCCGUCGUCAAUUCUCCUAUCAAUACGCGGCUAUCGCAUUCAUGACCUACGUGAUGCAUAUGGGCAACCGGUAUCCCAACAAGAUAAUGAUCUCCAGAUCUACAGGUGACAUUUGGGGCACGGAGCUGAUACCAGCGAUUAACCCCGCAAAGGCUUUCUUCUACAACCCGGAACAGGUGCCAUUCCGUUUCACGCCUAAUAUCCAGACACUGAUGGGACCGAUCGCAACUGAAGGUCUCUUUGCCUGCGCUUUGAUGGCGAUCGCCCGCUGCCUCACCGAAACGCGUCAUGAGCUCGAGCAGCAACUGAGCAUCUUCGUUCGUGACGAGAUGAUGUUCUGGGCCACGGCGCAACAUCGCGGUGUACUUCCAGUGCAACAGCUUCGUGACCUGGUGUACAACAAUAGCGACAUCAUUGUCAACCGGGCUGUUAGCCUUGCCAGCCCGCCAGAGGGCAAUUUGCCCGCCAACCAAACCACCAUCGACCUGAUCUCCAAGGCUGUGAACCCUCAGCACCUGGCGUCUUGUGAUGCACUCUGGAUGCCGUACCUCUAG